Molecule: messenger RNA, 573 nt
Organism: Dunckerocampus dactyliophorus (ringed pipefish)
Lineage: Eukaryota; Metazoa; Chordata; Actinopteri; Syngnathiformes; Syngnathidae
Exons: 3
Coding region: 1-573 (190 amino acids)
Source: RefSeq, a predicted model, not a curated record
AUGACCGACAGACCACUCACCACAGCACAGGCUCGGGCAAGCCAGGGGCCGCAGGACACACCACAGGCCCUCCCCGGUCCGCCAGGACGCCCAGUCCGGUCCACCCAACUCCCCAGAGGCAAUACCUCCAGCACCCCCAACACCGGAGCCCCACCGGAGGCAGUGUCCACAGCGUCACCCCCAAACCUCCAAACACCACGGACCAGCCACACGCCCCAAGGCAGACCCGACCACCACCAGAACAAGCGGGGCACGGCCACACCCACGAAGCAUGCAAGCCAGAAGCGCCAAGGAGGGACAGAGAAGCAAGCACCGUACGACAAGACCCACAAGAGAAGCGCACGCCCCCGCCGCCCCCGCCACGCCACAGACCAGCCAAGGGAGACACCCUGGAGCAGAGUAAGCAUCCCCUCGCCAAUCCCGGCCAGCGCCACGCAGAGGAGCACCACGCAGAAGAACACCCCGCCUGCCGCCUGCACGGGCACCCACACACUCAUCCGCCCGCGGCCCACACCCACCCCCCAUCCACCAAACCACAGCUACCCCGUCCCCGCCCCCCAUCCCAAGCCGUAA